CACCAUUUCGGUUACAUCCAGUUAUGUCCAUUUUCUAUCAGGUUCGUUUGGCAGGAAGUAUUAGAAGAAAUUGGUCUCGUCGUAUUAUGUAAGUAUGAAGUUGGUGAUGGUGGUUGUUAUAUUAGAUAUGGAUUUGGUUAUGAUGCAUCUACUCAAGAUUAUAAGGUUGUCAAGAUCUUUAGUUUUCCUCGAAUUGAUGAUGAGGGAAGACAUGUCAACAUCGUUAGUGUUUAUAGCUUAAAGGCUAAUACUUGGUCAGCUAUUCAGGGGUUUGAUAGUGGUCAUAUAAAUGGAAAUGUGGGUGUGUUUGCAAAUGGGGUUCUUCAUUGGGAAGGAUGCUAUAAUCAUAUUCCGGGUGGUGCUUCCUCGGAGAUAGUUACGUUGGAUUUGGCUAUGGAGAGAUAUGGUAGAAUAGCACUGCCUAGUUAUGAAGGUGGAGGUAUUCAUUGGACAUUAGGUGAAUCAAGAGGGCUUUUAGUUGCUUGUUGCAACUAUGAAUCGAAUAGGGCAGAUAUGUGGGUGAUGAAGGAGUAUGGUGUCGAGGAAUCCUGGACUAAAUUGGUUACCAUAUCAUCACCGGAUGAUCGUAGAGUUAAUAUCUCGCCAUUGUUUGUGGCAGAGAAUGGUGAUGAGGUUCUGGUGAAGCUUGGCACAGAGGUAACACUGUACAAUUCAAGGAAUGCAUCAUUCAAGCGAAUUGCCGAUUAUGUGUCGGGUGAUUUUCUUCAAGUUCAAGUGGCUACUUACUUAGAUGGCCUUGCUUCACCUCAUAAUUAGUAACCUGAUGACAGGUUACAUACACCAUGAAGGCAAAGAAAGACAGGGUAAAUGAUCUCCCUGAUUGCCUGGUGGCUAUGUUCUCAAAUUUAUUGAUAGCUUGUGUCUUGUCAUUGCUGUCUUUUUGUAUUUUUCCUUUUCUUGUACAGGUGAUACGAAUAUCAUGUUCAAUUGGAGUCCUAUAUUUCUAUUCAAUUAUCAAAAUCCUUGAAUCCCACUAAAGAUCAUCAGUUUCGAAUAGGAAAGAUUUGGGUAAUAAACAGUUGAUUGAAUGCCAUAUUAAAUAUGUACUGAUCAUGUUCUCAUGAGCUUCAUGAAAUAUCCUAAAGAAAUUUGGUUCAUUUUAAUAGUUUGUUGAAUAACUAGAGGCGUGAUACUGUA
Messenger RNA from Solanum dulcamara, 1158 nucleotides. RefSeq names its product F-box/kelch-repeat protein At3g23880-like. The annotation marks the transcript as partial. The transcript has 3 exons. The record is from RefSeq and is a predicted model, not a curated record. NCBI's taxonomy places the organism in Eukaryota, Viridiplantae, Streptophyta, Magnoliopsida, Solanales, Solanaceae.